UUUACAAGGUGUUGAAUGUCCGUUGAAUUGGGGAAUUUUUUUUUGGCGAACAUUGAACGUUGUUGUUGAAAUAUUAAGACGGCAACAACAAAAGUAGAGACUGCUUUUUUAUAAUUGCAAACGAUUGCGAAACUCUUUGUGAAAAAAAGUCCAGAAAAUAACAAAAAAAAAAAAACAAUUCACACAACAUAUACAUAGUAUUUACGCAGGGUUGGAAAAUUGUUAGCAACAACAAUGUUUAAAUAAUAUCGAUCUUUUUGGCUUGUAGACUACGUAAAGUAUAAUAUCCCAGCAAAAAUUUUCAUUACCUCGUAAUCUAGAAAGUAAUAUUGGAAUCACGUGGAAACUAAUUACUUUUGGGGUAAAUAACUAAUUAUUUUUGUUCGACGAGGUUCAACUAAUAUGUACCUACCUUAAACAAAUUAAUAAAUGGUUACUAAUUUGAUUACAAUAUUAUUUAAAAAGGAAUACAAUAACUUUGCGAAAUAACUAGUUACAAAUAAACCUACAAAUAUAUUAUAUGAUAGCUAGUUAUUUUGGGCCGACUUUGUAUGUAGAAAACAAAAAAAAAAAAAAAUCCUCUGCCCGGAUUUGAACCCAGGCAUCCAGUUGUUUUCUAUGUUUUUCACUCCAGCCGCUUACUCGAUGCUCCACUAACAUGUUGCUUUUUGUAAUUUUGAGAACGGCUUUUUACAAAAAUAUAUAAAUUAAUAUCAUUUUGAAAAAAAAAAUAAAAAUAAUAAUAAUAAACAGUAUUCAGCAGGGCUCGAAUCACGAACCCCUUGUUUGUUAAAUGAACGACCUAGACAAUUGAGCCAUAACAAAUCCAAAUUGUUUUGUUCUUUACCAGUAAUAACCAAUUCAACUAAAUGAAAUAAUGUGAAUGAUAAUGAACACUCAUUACUAAGUAAUACAUAUAUGAAAUAACUACUGGCUUUUACCAAAAAUUUAAGAUUUUUUGCUGGGAUAAUAUAUAAGUAUAUUUAACAACCGUGAAAACUAACAAUUUUUGUCUUGCAACAUCCUUUUUAUAGGUACCUAACUAACAAUGUCAGACAUUUUCAGAACAUUUUUCUACUAUAGUUGUAAUAUUUGAAAUUUUUAAAGAUUUGUAAAAAAAAGUUUAUCAAAAUUUAUUUUUUAAAUAAAAUUUUUCAGAAAUUAAAAUAUACAAAAAAAUCUAAAAUUUUGUAACUCUAGUUUUCUAACAUUUUCCAUCCCUGCCACAGUGUGUUUCUGUUAAAAAAAGAGAAAAUUUUGCAAAGUAUGAUUGCAUGUGUACGCCAAACGUAUACGUUAUAUUUAUUUAUUUGCAUGUGCGGAUGUGUGUGUGUAUGUAAGAGAAUGUGUAAUUAACCCUUUUGUUUUACAUUGUUCGUUCAUUCUUUGUUUUUCAUUGUUUUGCAUUAACAUUCGCAUUUUUUGACAUGUAUUGUCACAUUUAACUGUCAUUGUAGUUGCCGCAGCCAUUGUUGUGAAUGUUUUUUUUUUUCCCUAAAUGAGCAACUGUUGAGGUGGAAAACGUGUAAUAAACUGAGGUGGUGUUUUAAUUCUCGCUAAUAUUUAUUUUUACGGAAUAUUCCUUUUUAAAUAAUAUUCUUUAACAGAUGAUUUUGUAUUUUUAGUAAACAAUUUCUAUAAUUUAAAUUGAAAAAGCUAAAUAAAUUAGUGUUUUUUGUAAAUAGAUAAACAAAAUUGCCUGAAAUUUAAAACAGAAAUAGAAAGUGCUAUUUUCAACAAAAUUCAGUGAAGUGUAACACGUUUCUUGAAAAUAAACCGCAAUUAAACAAAAGUCUUUACUUCAAAACAGGGUGUGUCAUUAAAUUUGAAAAAAAGAAAUAAUAAAUUGUUUAUAAUAAAUAAGAAAAACGUCUUAUAUUACCCUAAAAAAAUAAAACAACUUUUUACAUUCCAUAUUAUUUUUGUGUUAAACUUCUACCCUUCCUCUUCUUCCUCAUUCGUAUUUCAAUAAAUUUCUACUACCAAUAACAACAAUAAAAAACCACCUAUACGUUAAACUUCAUACAAAAUGAAAGUUAAAGUGGAUUCAAAAACAAAUAUUUCUAAACUUAAAAUACAAGAUAAAACAACGGUUAACUCGUCAACGGUAAUAAAUUCAUCAAAAACGGAUUUAGAUGAACAGGAAAAUAAUACACAAAUAACUACUGCGCCAACAACAGCUACAAUAAAUGUUUUAAAAGAUUCUUCUUCCCUGUCAACUGUCAACAAUAAAAGUCAAAUACAACUUUUAGAAGAGGAAGAAGAAGAACCAGCAACAGAAGUAGUAGAAACGUUUGACAUUUUACCUCAUUUUUCAACAACGCGCAAUAAUAAUCUUAUCCUCGUUUCAAUGGAAUGCAUGCAAACAGGUGUACCUACUUUGACCACACCCACCCUAACACCUACAACGCUCAAGAGUAUAGAAGAAUCGUUUAUACAGUUAACUAGCGAGCCAAUGAAUGCACCAUAUCAGGCAGGAUUUAUACCACCACCAUUGGGUUCUUAUAAUGCUACAACAACGAAUAGCAAUAGCAAUAAUAAUAACAACAACAGUACAUUAACAACAGUCGCAGCAACAGCAACAUCUGUUGCUGGUAUAUCACCAAAUGCAGCAUUGAAUAAUGUCUAUUUGGGUGAUAUUAGUGCUGGGGCCAGUUUGCCUGACUAUGGAAAUAUGACAGAAUCGGAAAAUUCUCAGGGAUCAUGGACGGGUAAUAAUUUGAAUGAAGAAAAUUCUAUGGCCACAACAGAUAAUUCAAGUGCCGCCACAGAUACGAUUUCAUUUCAAAAUGGUCUUAAUGGUUUGGGUGUUAAUAACCUCAAUAAUUCCAAUUCUUCGACAACAAAUGACUUUACCACUGUCAAUUUGGCAGCCUUAGCUGUAGCGACAGCAGCUGCCAAAAUCUCAAAUUCUGGUAAUAACAACAAUAAUACCUCAUCAAGUGCCACUACAACAUCAGCUACCCCUACUCGACGUGGUGGUGGACGUCGUCCAGCCACCAACAGCAAUAUGUCACCCGAAGAAGAGGAGAAAAGACGCAUACGACGAGAGCGUAAUAAAUUGGCGGCCGCAAGAUGUCGCAAGCGUAGAGUGGACCAAACUAAUGAACUGACCGAAGAGGUGCAAAUGUUGGAAAAGAAGCGUGAAGAGUUACAAAAACAAAUCGAGUCAUUGAAUGGUACCAAACAGGAUUUAGAAUUUCUUUUAGAAGCACACCGUCCUACCUGUCAAAGAGUUGUGCCAACUGAUAUUUUAUCCGUCAAUACAUUCGAAGGUCUGAUGCCUUCAGCUACAUCAACAGCCAAUGAUAAUAUUACUGGCGUCGAUACCAGUUUGGCUACAACUGCUAGAAGUAUUUCUCCUUUGGACUUAAAACCAGUAUUGAAUGAUCAGCUAUUAGCUCAAAUUAAGGCUGAACCAUUGGACACAGCGCUAGAUUCAAAUUCGUCCCUCGAUCAAGAUGGUCCGUCUUCGCCAAAAAGAUUUAUUCUAUCCAACAAUAACACCAUGAUACCACCGCCUUUACCAAACGUAGCCACACUGUCACCUUCUUUGGCGGCCGCCGCGGCUUCACUAAACACUCCCAUUGUAACAACGGCUCCCGUUAGCUUUGGUUCCAUGUACUCCAACAAUCCAUCACUUAGUGCUCCAUUAACAAAACCAAAUUCGAAACAACGUCCCAAUUCAUUGCCAACAGUACCACGAAAUUUGGCUCAAACUAUAGGCCUAAAUGACAAUGACAACAAGCCGCGCACAGACAUCAAUGGUGUAGCCAUACAGACGCCAUCGACGGGUAUGUUCAACUUUGAUUCUCUAAUGGAUGGUGGUACUGGUCUAACACCGGUUUCCGGCCCUCUAGUACCCACUUGUUCAUCACAGAACAAGCAUCCUUUGGAACUAGUGACACCCACAAGCGAACCCUCUAAGUUGGUAAGUUUAUAACAAUAAAUGCAUGAAGAGCGUCAUCAACAGAGAAUAAGAGCAUAAAAACCUGAGAGAUGAGGAGAGAGUGCAAACGAAGCUGGUCUUAAACAAUUAAUUUAAAUGUAAACUAUUAAGAGAUAAAUCAAUGAUGAAUGAGUGAAUAAUUGAAUUAUUAAAAGAUAUAAAAAACUAUGUACUUUUUAAAAGUAUGUGUAUUUUUUUAACAAAAUAUAAGGAAAAUUUUACUACUAUGAGUUUUAAAAUUAAAAAAAAAUAAAGAAAUGUUUUUUAUUUUAAUUUUUAUGUAUGUACUAUUAUUAAGUAAAUUUCCUAGAUACUUUUAAUUCAAAUUUUAUAAAAAUUUUCUUAAAUUUGUAAUAAUAUAGUAAACACGAAAUGGACACAAAUCCAAGAAAUCUUUAAAAAGUUUAAAAAACGUUUAUUUAGUAUUUAAUUUUUUAACCUCUAUCGAAAACAACAAAAAAAACAAAAAGCAUUAUCUAACAAGAACAAUAUCACUUUUUUAUCACAUCCAAUAUUUUUUACGCUGUAUUAUUAUUUUUAAUUAUUUCGUAAAACAUAAACAAACAUAUUUCUUAAUUAAAAUA
Molecule: messenger RNA, 4533 nt
Organism: Lucilia cuprina (Australian sheep blowfly)
Lineage: Eukaryota; Metazoa; Arthropoda; Insecta; Diptera; Calliphoridae
Gene: kay
Product: transcription factor kayak
Exons: 3
Coding region: 2030-3943 (637 amino acids)
Biological process (GO): regulation of transcription by RNA polymerase II
Cellular component (GO): nucleus
Molecular function (GO): RNA polymerase II cis-regulatory region sequence-specific DNA binding; DNA-binding transcription factor activity, RNA polymerase II-specific
Source: RefSeq, a predicted model, not a curated record